UUAGCAACCACCUGGCCUCUUAAAGGGGAGCUGGAGCAGUGGUUGCCACCAGCCAUGGCUCCCAAAAAAAAGGCAGGCAAGGCGGCCAAGGAGUUCGAGGUCAAGAAGAAGAAAGGGAACAAGAAGGAUGCCGGCGUGGCCAACAAGCCCAUGGAAAUGCCUGUGGGCGAGGAGAUCCGGGAAUUCUACCACAUCCAGAUCCGAGACCUGGAGGACAGGCUGGCCCGGUACCAGCGGAAGUGGGACGAGCUGGCCGUGCAGGAGAAGCUGUUCCGCCAGGAGUUUGAGCAGCUGGCCAACAACAAGAAGGAGAUCGUGACCUUCCUCAAGCGCACGCUCAACCAGCGGGUGGAUGAGAUCGCCGACCUCAACGAGCAGCUCCAGAGCCUGCAGCUGGCCAAGGAGAUGGAGAAGGAUGCCUUCGAGGCGCAGCUCGCCCAGGUGCGCCACGAGUUCCAGGAGACCAAGGACCAGCUCACCACGGAGAACAUCGUCCUUGGGGGGAAGCUGGCAGCUCUGGAGGAGUUCCGCCUGCAGAAAGAGGAGCUCACGGAGAAGUUCGUGUCCCUGGAGGACCAGCUGCAGAAGCAGGAGAGCGAGUACAAGGACUACGUGUACAACCUGGAGAAGAAGUCGGUGCUGGACAAGGACAGACUGAAGAAGGAGAUCAUCCAGCGCGUGAACCUGGUGGCCACCGAGUUCCGCAAGGUGGCCACCAGCCAGAUGUGGGACACGACAAAGCGGGCCAUCAUGGAGAACAGCACUGUGACCCUGCAGCUCUCCAAGAUAUCCCAGCAAGGCAUGCAGCUGCUGCAGGAGAACGAGCAGCUCAAGGGCACCCAGGACAAGCUGUGCAAACAGCUGGAGCUGCUGGAGAACACCCAGAAGGUCAUGGCCCAGCACAGCAGAGGCCACCAGAAGAUCAUCCUCCUGCUGACGGAGAAGUGCCGCGAGCAGCAGCAGGGCCCCGUGGAGGCCGAGCGGCUGCGCCUCCAGCUGAGCCAACUGGAGCAGAGCCUCCAGCAGCUGCAGAAGGACAACCAGGACCUGAGGAGCCAGAGAGACCAGCUGCGCCUGCAGCUGGAGCGGCAGCAGGCCGAGGCACAACGGCUACAGCACGAGCUGACCACAGAGCAGAAGGUUCGGGCAAGUCUGGCGACAGCCCUGGUCCAGGCCACGUCCUUCCUACAGAACAUUCUGCAGAUACAGCCAGACAAGGAGGACAGCGACUUUGACGUCGAGUUCCAGCUGCAGCACAAGGAGAUGCUAAAGCAGCUGUUGGCCAUGCUCAGCUCAGCAGUGGUCCUGAGCCCCAAGAUAGCUGUGUGCCCCCGCUGGGAGAGCCGGCCCUAUAGCCCGCCCAGGGAGAGCCAGUCCAGCACCCAGCCACCCACGGGGACUCCGCUGCAGCAGCUAUCUGGCAUCACACCCUACCAGCCGGGGGACCUGGGCCUCGUGCCUCGACGGCCCCACAUCCCACCCAACACUGAGGACCUCAGGCUGCUUUCACACACCACCCGUGUGGGAACCUUCCAGGUACACAGUAGCCCUGAGGACAGUGUGCCAAGGGCUCCAGCGACAGCAAGAUGGCAGCCAGCCCUGGGUGCAGAGCACGGCUCUGCCAGCUGUGUGGCCUUGCAGAUGUGGCUGGACCUCUCCAAGCCUCCAUUUUCCCAGCUGGAAAAUGGGCCCAAAAAAGGCAGAGGUAGGCUGGGAACCCCAGAGAAGGCCUCAGCUUCCAAACUGGCAUCUUUCAUCUUACAGAUCCACAACGCUGGUUCUCCAAAAAGGUUCAAAAAGUUUAGUCUUCCUGGAGUUUUCCUACCUUCCAAGUAAGCCCCAGAGAGAAGGCCAGCCCGCAUCCCAGAAAUGGACCGUUCCAACCACAGUCCCUCCUUUAAUCCGUAGGCGGCCUGGAGCAGCCCAGAGAAGAGUUAUAUAAAAAGUGGA
This is a messenger RNA of Equus caballus (horse), 1950 nucleotides long. The record is from RefSeq and is a predicted model, not a curated record. Lineage: Eukaryota; Metazoa; Chordata; Mammalia; Perissodactyla; Equidae.